Molecule: messenger RNA, 6106 nt
Organism: Artibeus jamaicensis (Jamaican fruit-eating bat)
Lineage: Eukaryota; Metazoa; Chordata; Mammalia; Chiroptera; Phyllostomidae
Gene: NKIRAS1
Product: NFKB inhibitor interacting Ras like 1
Exons: 4
Coding region: 192-770 (192 amino acids)
Biological process (GO): canonical NF-kappaB signal transduction
Molecular function (GO): GTPase activity; GTP binding
Source: RefSeq, a predicted model, not a curated record
CGGCCCCCUGCUGCUCUUGGCGACAGUCCUCGACGAGGCUUCAACAGGCAAGCACUCGGGAGCUGCAGUACGGAGAGACAAGCUGGGGGCGGGGCUCCAGUGGCUAAAACCCGCCUUGGAGCCUCGCAGCCCACGCGUCGAUUCCUUCGGGGUCUGUAGCACUUUGGUGUACGGUGGUAACCUGAGAGAAGAUGGGAAAGGGCUGCAAGGUUGUGGUUUGCGGCUUGCUGUCUGUGGGGAAAACAGCAAUUUUGGAGCAGCUCCUUUAUGGGAAUCAUACUAUUGGAAUGGAAGAUUGUGAGACAAUGGAAGAUGUGUACAUGGCUUCGGUGGAAACGGACCGGGGGGUGAAGGAACAGUUACAUCUCUACGACACCAGAGGCCUGCAGGAAGGUGUGGAGCUGCCGAAGCAUUACUUUUCCUUGGCUGAUGGCUUUGUGCUCGUGUACAGUGUGAACAACCUCGAAUCCUUUCAACGAGUGGAGCUUCUGAAGAAAGAAAUCGAUAAGUUUAAAGACAAAAAAGAGGUAGCAAUUGUCGUAUUAGGAAACAAACUUGAUCUUUCCGAGCAGAGACAAGUGGACGCAGAAGUGGCACAGCAGUGGGCAAAGAGUGAGAAGGUGCGGCUGUGGGAGGUCACGGUCACAGACCGGAAAACCCUCAUUGAACCGUUCACCCUCUUAGCCAGCAAGCUUUCCCAGCCCCAGAGCAAAUCGAGCUUUCCUUUGCCUGGGAGGAAAAACAAAGGGAAUUCGAGCUCCGAGAACUGAAAGUCAGUGCCACACUUGUUUGGUGAAUAGUGAUUGCCUUAAGUGUCUGUGAACAUGUUUAAAAUAGGCCAUUGGCAGCUACCUUUGGUCACUUGGAAAUCCCUAAGGAAGUAACUUAAUGCACUUUGUGUUUUAUAAUUUAUUUGGGCUGUUUAUUUUAUUGCCUGCUAUGAAGUAAUAUAUUUGUCUUCUGGUUGCUUGAAACUUGUCCCUGAUAUUAGCACCUAUAUGUACCUUUUGAGGAGUGCCCCCUUUAAUGUUUCAAAAGCUACCAUUCUGUAAACUGUAUGCAUUUUUAGCUCAAACAUAACUUUGUUUUUAAAAAUUCAUCUAAUGCCUAGAAUUAUAAAAUGGCAUUUUGUGUCUAACUUGGAUGAAACAAUGGACAAUUUGGGUACUAAGCUGAAUUUUACCUGCUGGUGAUCCGCUAAAUAGAACAAGACCUAUGGUUUAGCUUCAUUCAAAUUGCAUGUUUAGCAUGAUUUGAGGUAGUGGUUUGUGUAAAUACAUCCGAACUGUUUCUUCAGAAAACUCUUAGGCCCAUACGGAUAGUAAAACUUGUUUUCCAGAAGGAAUGCUAUGCUUUCUAGAAUAGUUUUCUGGAUAUGUAGUCAAGUGGAAUAAAACGUAGCAUAAAAAUAAUUGGGCUACAGGUAGUCUUCAGGUUGGAUAUCUAAGUUUGUGCCCAGGUUCUCUGAAGAUUUUUGGCAAGGUCUGAGCAAUGGGGCUCACAGUAUUUAGCAAACUGACAAUAUCAUAACUAAUUUUAAAAGUAGGAAGCAAGCUACUUAGUGGUUUUAGUGUGAAAGCAGUUAACUAACUGUAAAACAUGAAAUAAGCUCUUCACACGAAAAAUGUGAAAACAUCUAGAAAAUUUUUACAUCUUUAAUGGAAUGUUUUUUUGUUUUUUUUUUAAAGAUUUUAUUUAUCUUUAGAGGGGAAGGGAAGGAGAGAGGGAGAGAAACAUCAAUGUAUGGUUGCCUUAGUGCAUCCCCUGCUGGGAACUGGCCUGCAGGGAAUCGGCCUGCAACCCACGUAUGUGCCCUGACUGGGAAUCGAACCGCUAAUGGAAUGCUUUUAGGUUCAGCUAGUACUGCCACUAUAUAAUUCUUUAAAAUCUCUCAUCACAAAUACAUUUUUGGUCAAAAAUUAUCACUCACGCAUGGUCAAGUCAUCCCCUACCUUCUCUCCCACUUAUGUGAGUUUAUCCUUCGGCUUUUUUCCCAUGUAUUUUACAUAGAUGGAUAAACACUUUCACAAUGAUUCUAAACUAAUAUACUAGAGUGUCCUGCAGUUUGUUUCUUUUUUGUGUGAACUUAGAUUGGCAUGCAUAUAGUUAACCAUAUUCCUUUGAAACACUUAAUGUCUGUGUACCUUCAUCCCAUGCUCCUGGGUGAGAUUCUCUGGUGUGGAUACAAAGAAACAGAAUUGCUGCGCCCUAUAGAUCAGAACACUUAGGUACUCCCAAAUUGCCCUCUAAUGUAGCUGUACUAAUUUAUCCACAAGAGCACCCAUUUCUCAUGUACCUGCCCGCCACCAUGGCAUCUGUGACUUAAAAAUGCAUUUAAAACUAUUCACCUUUGGGCUUAUCUGUGAAAUAUGGUGAGUUGGAUUAAUCUUUUCUAAGACACCUCAGUAUCUAUUCUGCAAGGCUAUCUAUUGUAUAAAUUAGAGCACUGUACCAAUUCAUUCAGUCUGCAGUUACUUCUAGGUUGCUGUAGUAGCAAAAGAUCUAUCAACUUUAAAAGAAAGAAUCUUCCAAAUACAAAGGCAGAAGAAAAUAAAUGAAUACCGCAGUGUUAGGUGGUUGUUUUAAUAUUGUUUAUUAGCACAGUAACAAAUGCAGGCUGAAGUAGCCCACAACAAAUAACCAAUCCACUGAGCAACUCCUAUUCCACGCCUUACAGUUAACAGCUUAAGGUAUUUUACUACAGUUUUUCACGAGUCCUGAUUCAAACCUCUAAUCUUUUCACAAUAGAUUGGCAUAUAAAAUAAAAUACAUAACUACUCAUUUCCUAUGUGGUGUCUUACAGCCAUGUGUCCAUUUAAUAUAUACGAGAUGAUAGUCUCUAAAAACUGUUAAAUAUCAAUGUUCCCUUCCAAGAAGGGAAACAAGUUUCCAUUUUUUAAAACAAAAAAGUAUGUAGUCUUGGAAGGACGUCACAUAAAUGGCCAUGUGUGUAGUCUGUACAAAAUCAGGCUGUUUUAAAUUUACAGACUGCAAGCAACUGAAUCCAAAUGUCUAUUCUCUGUACUACAUCUUAGCUUAUACUGCAGAACUAAUGGCAAUUUUAAAUGUUGCUAUUACCGAAUCUGUCUACUGUAGCAAGAUACCUUAAGUUACAACAAAAUCUUAAGAAAUAAGACUGAAUAAUAUCUGUUAUAGAAAUACCCUACUCUUUACCAACUCCCACCCUCCCCCACCCCUUCAAAAUCAUAAGCAGCUCUCUCUGUGACAGACAAAUAAGGUAAGAACUGUGAAAACCCAGUUUAUGUAGCGUAUCUCUUGGUCCACUGUCUGGCCAUUCUGUCAUGUUCUGCUCUGUUGGUCAUAUACUGAGUGGCAAUACUUCCCACCAAAGGGUCGGCUGGAAGAAAAGAACAUAGAUUAGUAAGAACUCGGGAAGAAAUGUUUCAAGGAUGGGUGAUCAAAUCUAUCCUUGAAAUACAACUUUACCAUUCUGGGUAGUUUAAGAAACAUAGCACAUGGGUAGGGGACAGUUCUUAUUAAAAUAGAAUGCUCAGGCUUUCACUACUGGCCUGGCUGUUAUGUCCCAGGCUUUUCUUGCUGUUAUGGGUUAGGGGAAAUUCGAUGGAAACUGGAAUGUGGAGGGCUCCAGACUGCAAUGAAUAUCCAACUGAGUUGACAGGACCUUUCCUUUCACUGAAUGGCACUGCAUGCUGUGUGGGCCCUGUGACUGCUGCAAUGCAACACUAUUUACCUGGGCCUAAGUAUAGUGUUUUUCUGAACCCUAAAUAGAAUCUUUAUUAAUUUUAUAUUUGCUUUAAGAAAUUUUUUAAUAAAACAAAUUAAGCCCCCCCCCAACACAGUCUGGUAAUCAGUGAGUAUUCAGCAAAGCGGUAUCACUUUCAGAAUUGCCCACCGCCCCAGUAAACCAGCUGCAAGGCAAGUUACUGCAGACACAGAGGAGAUUACAGGGGCAGAUGGCUCAACAUUCAGAAGUCUGUGGCUUGUUUUCAGAGAACCAUGUGAGAAGUAUUUACAGGUGGGGCAAAAGAAGGUUUACAGUUGUGACUAUGCCAAACAAUUUAUAUUAUUUUCCAUUUUAACAACUGUAAACCUACUUUUGUCCCACCCUAUACAAAAGGGGAAAAAAUGAGAAUGACUGAAAAAUGUGAAAACCUAUGACAAACUGGAAAUCUUCAGUUUAAAACAAACACCUUGUUCCUAGAAUGUAAUACCAAUUAAUGGUGGAGCUGCUGCUUUUCCCAACUAGUACACUGGACUCCUCUUGAUUAAAAAUGUCUUUACAAAGCUAUUUUUGUCCUUUGAAAGCUGUCAGAAAAAUAAAACCUUCACUUUAUCUUUAGAAAAUCAUAGUUUAUGUGGGGAAAAAAGUACUUUUCAGGCAAGGAAGAAUAAAACAAGGAAAAGAAUUAUUAACCUUACCAGGAUUACAGUCUGUAAGGAGUGAGCAGAUAGAAAGGAGGACUUUAGAAAUGGUUAGUGCUGGGCUCCAAUUAUCUUUCAAUAUGUCCAAGCAAAUAACUCCUUGACUGUUAAUGUUACAGUGAUAGAUUCUUGUCCGAAAUGUAACCUAAAAAAUAAGUUAGUGUUAAAAGGAAAACAUCAAACAAUGAAGCUUUUUACUAGGUUACUUUUUUUAAUUGAGUGGCCCUAAUUAAAAACUUCUUAAAGGUUUUUUAAAAGGUGAACAUCAGUUUAACUAAAGCCUGUAAGAAAUAGGUUGAGACUGUUUAAUAAAUUUGAGAUUUAAAAAUGUUCACUGUAUAAUCUUAGAGGCUGCCAAUUUCAUAAAAAAAAAUAUCCAUCAACAAAAGGCAAGUUAACUUAAGUACAAUAUUUCUAGAAUUCAUCUUUAGCAGUUUUAAUGUUUAAACAUUUUCGUAACAUUUCCAUGUUUGAAUAGCUAAUUGCUGACCUCUUGUGCGAGCUGGUAGUAUUACAAGGCCUGAAAGCAAGCUUUAGAAUCAUGAAUUCAAAUUGAGGUACAUAAAGACAAUUAAAUAAUGAUCACACACCCAAAGAGCUGUAUUUAGCAAAGCAGUAUCACUUUCAAAACUGACCCAAAAGUUUGAAGAAUUUUUUUCCCUUUUCUGACCUUUACAUUGGAUCCUGCAGAUAUCUAUCCUGUACAUCUAAGUCACAUGAGCCUGAGUUAUGUUAUUUGGCCUACUUUUUAUUUGUGAAAUACCCUGGAUCAUUCCAAUGUAAAAAUAACCUAUAACUUUACCAUUUAUUUUGAUUGACAGACUUUCAAUCAGUUGCUUCUGCAAUUGUGCAUGUAUCUAACAGUGUGUGCCAUCCCCAAGAAGAGGUUUUCCCUCUGGCAGUGUGGCUGAGAGUCACAGAUCGCUGAGUGUUACAGGAGGCAGAUGGUUUGGGCAAUCCCACCCAUCCUGGAUGAGACAUCCAGAGCCUGCAGGGUAAGACUCACCGCCAAAAGAUGGCAAGCAGUGGAAUCUAAGGCUUUGCUCAGGAGAUUCUGAUUCUUAAUUGUCUUAGUGCAUGAACAUUUGACACCAUUUUAAACUGUUUAGAAACUUUUUGUUGAGUGGAAAAUAGGGGAUUGCUAUGUUACUAUAAAUACAGUAGUAAGCUCCUUCCUUACCAGUGGUUUUGCUUUCCCUGAGUUCAGUUACCUAUGGGCCAACUGUGGUCCAAAAAUAUUCAAUGUAGAAUUCCGAAAUAAACAAUUCACGUUUUAAAUUACGAGCCAUUCUGAGUAGCGUGAUGAAAUCUCACGCUGUCUUGCUGGGAUGUGAAUCACCCCUUCCUCUGGCAAAUCCAUGCACGUGCGCCUCUGACUCACAGCCGUCUGGGUUGUCACGUCAGCUGCCACGGUGUCCUAGUGCUUGUUCCUAUGACCCUUACUUUAUCUAUCCAGUGAUGCCACACUCACCUAACUCCUAUUAUCGCAGUACAUUACAUUCUACUUUAGUUGUUCUAAAUCUACUAUGCCUAAUUUCCCAAUUUAACUGUAUCAUAAAUGUGUAGGUACAGGAAAAAACAGUACAGUUGACCCUUGAAUAUGGGUUUUAACUGUGUGGGUCCACUUAUAUGGAUUUUUUUCAAUAAAUACUACAAAUGUAUUUUCCCUUCUUUAUGAUUUAAUAAACUUUUCUCUAGCUUA